Molecule: messenger RNA, 1971 nt
Organism: Pelobates fuscus (common spadefoot toad)
Lineage: Eukaryota; Metazoa; Chordata; Amphibia; Anura; Pelobatidae
Gene: FOXP3
Product: forkhead box P3
Exons: 13
Coding region: 271-1533 (420 amino acids)
Biological process (GO): regulation of transcription by RNA polymerase II
Cellular component (GO): nucleus
Molecular function (GO): DNA-binding transcription repressor activity, RNA polymerase II-specific; RNA polymerase II cis-regulatory region sequence-specific DNA binding
Source: RefSeq, a predicted model, not a curated record
GAGAAGGCUUUUAUGUCCGCUAUUACUGCUGUGUCUAUGUUGAAAUGGUGCCUUCUGCUUGCUGCCAAUAUGUCAUGGUGUUUGGAAAGAGGUGGUAGAAGGACAUGUUCUGCUAAGAAUGCUAAAUGUCCAAUUUCCGUGAGGUCAGAGGCAGAGUGGUAGCGAUGUCAUCGCAUUUCCUUGCGCUAUAAGAAGGGCCUCUUUGGGACAUGAUUUCUAAGUCAUCUGACCGUCUACCGGAAGAGAGAAGCAGCUGACCGAGAAGCCCAGAUGCCCAAGCCCCAAAGCACCAAUGUUGUCCUUGCUCCAUCUGCGGACGAUGAACCCCAAUCGGAUGUUAAAGAUAAAGAACAGAGCACCCCAUGGAGCCGCAGGACUCCUGGGGUAUUUUCACAGCUGCCGCAGCAGCCUCUGAACCCUUAUGUCAUGGUGACUCCUACAAGUUCCCUCGGUUCUUCUACCCACCUGCGUGCACUCCUUCACGACAGUAAACAAGCUGUAGUAAUCCAUCCUCUCUCCAGAGAUUCUGUCACUCAGUCCCCUGUUAUCCAUCUAUCCCCUGCUACAUCAUCGUCAAUACUGAACGUUCCACCAGCAAAGAUACUACCUGUCAUGGCAAAGCAUAAGCCUCAAAGUUCCAUAAUACAAGGAUCCGAUCUAAGUCUUGCAUGGGUCCAGGAAAAAACACGUUUUGGAAAAGCAGAAGUCACACGGAUUAAGAAUGGUGUAGCAUCUGGAUCUCAGCACCACCCAUCAUCCCAAGAUACGGAGACAUGCCACAAAAAACCCUCUAGUGAUGAGCAGAGCAAAGAUAGCACUGAAUUCCUCUACCCGAUGUAUUACGGAGGCAUCUGUAAAUUUCCUGGUUGUGAGAAGGUCUUUGCAGAUCAUCGUAAUUUCCUCAGGCACCUACACAAUGAUCAUAAUCUGGCUGAUAAAAGUACCAUGCAAUGCCUUAUCCAGAAUGAAGUGGUCCAUAGUCUAGAAGAGCAGCUGGCGGUAGAAAAGAAGAAACUCUAUGAGAUGCAGAAGCAGAUGGCUGGCAAAAUAAACAUCCAAACAGUCCACCUUCCUAAGCAGAGGGAGCGCAACCUCAUCCUACACCACCCCAGUGUCUCUUCCUGGCCCGGUCUGAAUGUAUCAGUCCCAUUCCAAAAGGAAUUCCCCGAAACAGUUCUGGCUGUAAGACAACAUCUCUGGGAAGGGAGCAGUAUUAAUAUAUUUCAAGAUAUGACAAACUGUAUUGAAUAUUACAAAGUAAACUGCGUCAGACCACCUUUCACAUACGCCUCUCUCAUUCGAUGGGCUAUCCUGGAAUCCCCCCAGAAACAGCUGGCACUAAAUGAGAUUUAUCAUUGGUUUACCAGAAUGUUUGCAUUCUUCAGGUCCAACAAGAUCACAUGGAAGAAUGCAGUUAGACACAACCUAAGCCUCCACAAAUGUUUUGUGCGAGUUGAGAAUAUCAGAGGAGCUGUUUGGAUGGUAGACGAGCUGGAAUUUCAAAGGAAAAGAGGGGUGCGAAGUUCACGCUGAGUAACGGCGCGGCUAUACGGCUUUGGCACUUCAACACACGGGGCUCCUUGUGUACAAACCAUCCUCUCCCUAUGUAACUAGUGGUGUAUAAUUCUCCACCUGGCAAUAAAGUUUGACUGGCGUUGUAUCCACAUCUACACCUCGAUACAGAUCUAAAGACUGUUUCACGACAAAUGUUCGCUGGUAAAAAUUCUGAAUCUUUUUUUUCUCCUCUCUUUUUCACUGCGUGAGCCAGACAUAUGCUCGGGAUUUACAACAGUUAUAAAAUGUAAACUGUUUUCCGCUACACAUCACAAAAUGUGGCUUUCCUGGAUAUGUUCACAUUUCGAAAGCCAAUCGAGAUCACACACAAGGAUUUAAUGAAUGAAAAUGUUCACGAAUGUGCCUUAAUGUGUACAUAUAACCUGAUAUAUAAACAAAAACCUUUAUUUUAAAAUG